Phalacrocorax carbo (great cormorant) is the source of this 11455-nucleotide messenger RNA. The record is from RefSeq and is a predicted model, not a curated record. NCBI's taxonomy places the organism in Eukaryota, Metazoa, Chordata, Aves, Suliformes, Phalacrocoracidae.
CUCCCGCAGCCCUGCGCGCCGCGGGGCGGGCAGCGGCGCCCCGGGCGGGCGCGGAGCGGCGGCCGAGGCCGGGGCGGCUGCGGGCGAAGCGCGGCCGUGCCCCCGUGCCCCCGUGCCCCCGUGCCCCCGUGCCCCCGUGCCCGUGCCCGUGCCCGUCGCCGGCAGGAUGUCGGGGUCGCGCUGCCAGACGCUGUACCCCUUCUCCGGGGAGCGGCACCGGCAGGGGCUCCGCUUCGCGGCGGGGGAGCUGAUCACGGUGCUGCAGGUGCCGGACGGCGGCUGGUGGGAAGGGCAGAAGGAGGACGGGUUGCGCGGCUGGUUCCCGGCCAGCUACGUGCAGCUCCUGGAGCAGAAACCCAGAAAGGCAACUCCUCAGACAGGAGAAGAUACCUUGAAUGGCCAUCUUCCCCCCGGCUGGCAGAGCUAUAUGUCUCCCCAGGGCCGAAGGUACUAUGUAAACACCUUCACGAAUGAAACGACCUGGGAGCGGCCAAGCAGCGUGCCUGGGACUCCAAAGAGCCCUGUGUCACAGAAGAGUUCUGCAGUGAAUGGCUACCAUGUCUCUGGGACCCCAGUACACCAGCUCGACUCUGGUCACAUGAGCCUCCGAAAAGCCAGUGGGGACCCCCAGACCCCGGGGUCCCCGGCGGCGCCGCGGCGGCAAGGCAAGGAGAGCAGCCUGACGAUAAACUGUGUGACUUUCCCCCACCCUGACAUAAUGCCAGAGCAGCAGUUGCUAAAACCUUCAGAGUGGAGCUACUGUGAUUAUUUCUGGGCUGACAAGAAGGAUUCACAAGGGAACAAUACAGUGUCUGGAUUUGAAAUUCUUCUUCAAAAGCAACUUAAAGGGAAACAAAUGCAGAAAGAAAUGGCAGAGUUCAUUCGAGAAAGGAUAAAGAUUGAGGAGGAAUAUGCUAAGAACCUGUCCAAACUGUCUCAGAAUUCCUUGGCUGCUCAGGAAGAAGGCACACUAGGAGAGGCUUGGGCUCAGCUAAAGAAGAGUCUAGCUGAUGAAGCAGAGGUUCAUCUCAAAUUUUCUUCUAAGCUUCAGAGCGAGGUAGAGAAGCCCCUGCUCAACUUCAGAGAGAACUUUAAGAAAGACAUGAAGAAGUGUGACCAUCAUAUUGCAGACUUACGGAAGCAUCUGGCCAGCCGCUACACAGCAGUGGAAAAGGCCCGGAAAGCCUUGACAGAGAGACAGAAGGAUCUGGAAAUGAAAACGCAGCAGCUAGAGGUGAAGCUCAGCAACAAGACAGAAGAGGAAAUCAAGAAGGCAAGACGGAAGUCCACUCAGGCAGGAGACGACCUGAUGCGCUGUGUGGAUCUUUACAACCAAGCCCAGUCCAAGUGGUUUGAGGAAAUGGUGACCACCACUCUGGAGCUUGAGAGACUAGAAGUUGAAAGGGUGGAGAUGAUUCGGCAACAUCUUUGCCAGUACACACAGCUGCGGCACGAGACAGACAUGUUCAACCAAAGUACAGUAGAGCUCGUGGAUCAAUUGCUUCGGAAAGUGGAUCCUGCCAAAGACAGGGAACUGUGGGUAAAAGAACACAAAACUGGAGAUAUCCGACCUGUGGACAUGGAAAUAUAAACUGAUCUAUAGUUGUAUGUGAUGAGCCCACUGAAUUAACCAGGCUAAUGUUUGUCUUGUAGGGGUCAGAAGAGCAUAGGGAAAAGGUUGUUCCACUACCAGACACCUUGUAAUUUAUGCCUGUAUGGGCUAUAUCUGUUAUAUUUAGUCAUUAAAAUGGUCCUAAUUGUGCUAAGCCUUAAGCACCAGACAUUCCAGGGUGAAGAAACCAGACGUGUGCUUCCCACAGGAGGUUCCCAAUUGCACGCAGCUUCCAGAAGAAAUCUGCUUUCUGGUACAGAGAGCGCUCUUGUUCUUCAGUGACUUUGUGCUGCAUCCCUUGCAUGACUGUCUUUAUACAGUAUGUUAGAACAACCAUGCAGUGAGCCUCUGGCCAGCAAGUAGAUAACAGUUCGAACAUGAUGCAAGAGGCAAGGAAGUCCCAUCAUGAAUCCCAGGUCUGUCACUGACUGCUUUCAUGGCCAUAGGCAAGUCAAUUAACUUUUCUGGCUCCCGGCAUCCAUGACACAGGCAUAUCUCGCAGCAAGGUUGUGCAAAUGCAUUUAUUUCAUAUUACACAGUUUCCUACCAUGACAGUGAAGUGACAGCCCUUCUCCCAGAAUCUAUGGGGAAGGCUCCUGUUCUUCCUGUUUUAUGCUCCCUCUCAGGGAUACAUAAACCCAUUGUCAUAAUGAUCUAUGUUCUAGGCCAAUCAAUAAGGUUGAAAGUGUUACCAUCACCGUUAUUUAUCAGGAAAGACUUGGUCGUGCUAUACCUACCUCAUUAGCUGUCUGAGUGCCCUCAAUGACAGAAAGAGGUUAUAUACCAAGGAAUAAAUGAGAUAUUCAAAACCUGUCCUGCUUAUGCAAGAUGUUUUAUCACAGAAUCUCCUUAAAGGCAGUCCUCUAACAUCUUAUUUGGGAUCCAGGUUUAAAUUGCCAUUUGUUGGUUCCUUCAGGUGAAUAUCACAGCCUUUAGGUAUCUUUAAUUACCAAGCUGGUCCAGCUAAAUUGUGGGUUUUAUCGUUUCAGAGCCUGAUUUUCAAAGGUGCCAUGAAUCUGCGAUGCUGGAUUGCAUUAAAUGUAGAUGUAGGUGCCCAGCACUUCUGCACCAUCAGAUUCUUAACCUUAGGUUUUUCCUUUGUUACCCUUAGCGCAAACUACCAAAAAUUUCAUUGCUGCUCUUGGCACGUAGUGUUAUGUAGUUCAGAGACUGGUGUUGAAAAGGUAUUAAUUUUAUUCUCCUGUCAUUAUUUCUGAUGGAUUAUUCAGUGUUGCUGUUAAUAUAUUUUUCAGCAUUUCAUAGAAAGCCAAGAUUCUUAACAUUCUUGCUUUAGAUCCAGCAGAAACCUUGAUUCUCACCACUGUGGCCUUUACUCAGUGUUUACUGUGUUGUUGUCUACGAUUUCCCAAACCAUACUAUGUCAUUUGAUCCACAGUUAUGCUCCACUUUAUCUCGCUGUUACCAUCCUUUUUUUCCCCAGCACCGAGACUGCAUCCUUCUUUUGUUCUUCCACUUUUCAAGGUUUUUGUUCACUAGCCUCAAAAUGCUGUAAUUAGACUAUUGAGAAUCAAUAUUCCCCUUUACAAACACAAACUGAGACACACAGAAGCCUUUCCUGAAACACAUUUUUAAUAUUGAUGCAGUGAUUAUUUUUCUGGUUUGUUAUUUCAAACUGAAUUCCGUUGCAUUUUCCCAUUGUUCCCUUUUUCUCAACCACCUCGUGACCAGGAUAGAUCCGUUCCUCUCUGGCGAAUGCCUCUGCAACCCACUUCUCUGCUGCGUCGUUAACCUUUACGAACGUUUGCACGUUUGCAGGUGCAAUGCCACAGCCACUGCAUGCUCAGCAUCGCCGCUCCUGGUGUGGCACCAUCCGUACGGCACUUCCAUUACUCACUUCUGAAUUUGCAACCGCUGUUUUAUUCUUGGUGUUGGAAGCAUCCAGCACACUGUUAUGUGAGCCUCUCCCAAGGUUCUGCGAAGGCCAUUGCAAUUCAAAGAAACACAGUUUGCCUAAGCAUCACAUAGACCUAGAGCUCAGUUAAAGUACUUACGCUUCCCUGGACUCCUCUUCUGCUGUGCAGGCGGGGAAGCUUCAUCGUGAUCUCUCCUCUUCAGUCUUCCUAUUGAUUCACCCUCUGUCCUAUUUUUUGGCAUACCAACGCAUACUUUUCCGAUCUCUACCAUGCACUUUGGAGGACAGGCACUUUUUACUUUUUUUGUUUUUUUUAAACCACAGGUGCAGAGUGAGCUUUCAAAAUUUCAGUGGCCAAAAAUAACUGGCCAAAAAUACUUAAGAGCUGCAUCUCAGGUCAACCCCUGUAUUCUAAGCUGUAUUGUAAAUUAAAAUGACCAAUCUUGACAACACCUCACCACAUUCUAGUUUUGCUUGCAAAACCAAGCUAGUUGUGCACUUUAUACAGUAUUCUCCUUAAUAAAUAUGUGAAAUAAUCUGUUAUCAAUUACACUUUAUUUUUCCUCUUUCUUUAAAGAAUUUUGUUAUUUUAUCUGUUUUGGACUGGAAAGACUGUCCAUUAGCACAGGUUUCUCUGAGGACUGAAAUGUAUUUUGGUUCCUCUGCUAAGGUGUAUUUAAGCUGCUCUCAAUGCUCAGUUUAUUUUCUGGGGUUUUUUUUACCCUUUUGUUUUAUUUCCAGACAGUUUUCCUGCUUCUAGUUCUUGGUCCAUUUGAACUGUUGUAGGAAUGUGUGAGCUGCACAGAACAAUAAUUCCCUUGAUGGAGUCUGUAUCUCCUUUUCACUUUGAUAAUCCGAGGCUGUUAAUCUUUACCAGGCCCAGCAAACCCACGCAGUGCUGCUCUGCAAUGCGUGAGGUGCUUCCUCUGCGACAGCACUCCGGUAAUUGGUGGAAGCGUUCGGGAGGUUUUGCUGUUGCUUAUAGACAGUUUCCAGCUAUUUCCUGCAAAAGAUGGUGGUCCCUUGUGCUGUGACACUGUGGACGGUGGGAUCGGUGUUACUGGGCUCAUCCACUUCUCUGGCUGAUGGGUCCUGGACAGUAUGACACCUUACGAGUCAGGGAGUGGCGGAGCCCCUGUGCUUCUGCACAGACAGCAUCUUCAGAGAGGACAGUGGCGUGUUUGAAGGGAAGCACGGGCGUCUGCCCUCAUGUUCAUUCCUAACAAGGUAACUUUGGGAGUUUUGGCAUUUCUCUGUUCGUCUUCCAUUGAGUUGCGAAAGUGCAGCCGAACCCAGUCUUUCCUCAUGCAGUAGCUCAUCCUGAACGCCUUUGGAGCAAGAUCAAGCUUUGUGUUAUGUUAAAAUAGCUAGCAUGUGGAAAGCAUGAGGAUGUUGCGGUGUAGCUGAUUAAUCGGAAUAGCACACUAAGUCUCUUGUCUCCAUAGGUUCUGAGCUUAAGGGUCAUCUUGUUUCGUCUGGCAGGUGGGCUCAGACGCUUGAUGCAAGUUUUUACUAUUUUAGUCACUACAGGUAUGAGUCUUUCUUUGUGAGUGACAAGGCUGUCUUACAUCUUCAUAUGACUCUGGGUCGCAGAGCAGAAGGUGAGCUUUCGAUUAGUACUGUUUGCUUUCACCUGAAGAGGUGCAGUUAGUGGGAGUUUUCCUCUCGUUCUUACCUGGUAACUGUGCUUGCCUGCAUCUUUGCUGAAGCUGCCUGUGUUUCAGGAGUCCAGACACUCCUGCGGAGCUUGCUCGUGCUAAGCGAUGCUGUCCCAUACUUGUCUUGUGCUGUCAAGGCUCUGGUGCCCUGGCGAUCUGUGCUUCAGCCAGAGCCUUUUGGCCCUUGUCUGAGCUCAAGGGCUUUGUGAAUUCCUAUGGCUUUAAAUCUGUUGGGUGCCCCGACUCUGGUGCCAGAGCUGGUGAGGUGCUUCCCAGCUGUAACCACAGCUACUGCACAGAAUGAGAGCAUUUUAUUUAUCAUCCAUAUCAGCCCACCUAUGUUUUCAAAGCCAUCUCCUGGCACAGUUUAGUCAAGAGAGAGUCCUUGUUGGAAGUCUUUCAUCUUAUUUCCUAACAGAUCUCCUUCUGGAUCCAGUGCCAUUGGCUGAUUCCUGUUGGAGUUCAGGAGCUGGAAGCGAUGAGUUCCUUACCCCCUGGGCCAAGUGCGCUGCUUUCACAUCACUGGCAAGACUCUAGUUGCUUUCACAGAGCAACAUCCAAAAAGGCCUAAUUCUCAGCUUUCCAAUCUGCUCUAGAUUCACUCACAUCUGUAACUCACACUUGAUUUAUAGAAUAGAAUCAUAGAAUCACAGAACAGUUUGGGUUGGGAGGGACCUUCAGAGGCCAUCUAGUCCAACCCCCUGCAGUGAGCAGGGACAUCCCCAACUAGAUCAGGUUGCUCAUCUCUUCAAUGUGUUGAACAUCUUUUGGAAGGCUUUGGCUGUACCCUUAUAGGAAUGUUAUUUCAUUAUUUGACACUGGUAUCUCUAGAGAUAGCUUUAAUUUUUUUUUUUAAUGUUAAAAUAUUGUAACAGCAGUGAAAGUCAUAUGGAAAUCCCUGUUACGUUUCUAGAACACUUUUCCCCAUCUGCAGCCCUGCCGGAGCUGCUGCAGGGUCGCUGUGCUCCCCCUUGUGUCGCACAGCUACAGUGAACGCUGAAAUCAUUCUUCCUUUCAUGCCAACAGGCAGCAUGCAAACUUGUGCUCUGGUUCUCUUUAUUCUUUAUGCAUCUGUGCAGUUUCGUGGUGCAGAAUUAGCUACUUUUUGUUUAACUGACAGCCCCAUGCUGUAAUGUCGGUGUGUGUAGCUGCCUUGUGACAGAGAACUGCAGUCAGAUCGUCCCUAUAUUGGGGGUUUGGUUUUUUUUUUCUAACAGGAAUUUUCUGUAAAGCAGUCACAGAAAAAUUACACAGGCAGUAGCAGCUGUAAUUUCUCAGACCUUCUCAGAAUCUUUUAACUUGUCCCUGUUUUUGAUGUCAUUAUUUAAAUAUUUGCUGCAAGUUAGACUCUGUAUGUAGAAAUAUACACUGUUCUUUUCACCUGCUCUUUGGAAGCGCUUGGCUCUCAGAUUUCUUGGAACACAAGGAGCGUGUAGGUGAUAAGAGACUUUGAAAAUCAGGCUAACCGAUGGAAAGGCACAAGCCUCUUUCUUCCUUAGUCAUUGAGUACAUGUAUAAGGUAAACGUUAAGAAAUGAGAACUUCAGAUACUUAAUGUAUAAGAUGUAGCUGCUGCACGUGCAGUUCCCAGCAGCUCCACGAGUGACCCUGUGUCAGGCUGCCCACACACAGGGAGAAAAGGAGCACUGCUUACCCAGGUGGGUCCUUCACUACCAAGCACCUUAAGAAAUCCAGACCAGCACCUUGAAGGUCCCCCUGGAAUGAGUAGAUGUGACUUCUUGGUGUGAACAAUUGAUUGUUUCCUUCUGAAUUGAAAACAUAUUUUCUAUUUUAUAGCAGCUACUGUGCUCUUUUGCACUAGCCUGGCCUGCUGGGUCUGUUCUCAGAGAUGGCAGUCAGAGUCUGGCGUCCUGGAGGCAGUCCUGGUCACCCUCACAUUUCUGCUUUGCGAGACCUAGGUCUUCAAAAGACAGUAUCAGAAAGGCAGUUUUCAAAAUAACGAGCUUUCCCGAUCACAGACCUGUCUGGAAAGUCUGUAGGCUUUUUGCUAUCCAGCAUGCUUUGGAACAGGAGAAUGGGGUGCCAGAGGCUGCCGAAGCGUUGCUGCGGACAGUUCCUGCUGCCCGGGCAUUCCUGCCGUGCUCACACUGGCCGGGAACGGCUGACGGGCGUCCGUCCGUGCGCCGCAGAGGUGCCUGACAUUUUGCCAGCGGAGCUUGCUGGUCACAUUGAACUUAUCCAGGGCAAUAGUCACAGACAGAUUCAAAUCAAAAACAGACACAGAGGGCAGGAAAACAUUUAGCUGCCCUGGUAGCAUUUGAGCUUCUCGACACAAGGCACUGGUCUCCCGCAGACCCUGAUGGGUCCAGUAACAGGCUCAUCACUCUCAAAUUCUGUUUAGCACAUGAAAUGGGUGAUGAAACGUUCCCUUUUAUCUAUUCCUUGAUUCAGGGCUCUCCAGCUAGCAUCUGGCUGUGCCAGGAGGCCCCUGUGUGGCAACCCCACACUGGUGACUCCAGCGUGGGUUUUGGUAUUUGGCAACGCUGUGAUGUCCUGUGCCCUUACACUGAACUGACUGUAAGUCAGGCGGAGAUGUGUCAAGCCUGGCGUGCAGGUGUCCUUUGGGAGCUUGGAGCAUGCAGUCCUUCUGUUGCAUAAUAGUGAUGGAGUCAUUCCCAUCAGCAAAUCCUUGUCUUUUCCUGAGGAGAGCUAUUGUAUAAAUAAUAUUAAUUACUUUGUCUCUACAGUAGAUCUUAUCUAUAUAAAUGUGCAUCUUUCAAGCCUUAUUUUUUCUCUUCAUUGUUACUGUAGCCAACCCUCUGUCACUGAGACACACCAGUUUUCAGAAUCUUUUCUUUAAUUUUGAAUUUUCAUAUCACAUCUCUGUUGCUUUAAUGUGCUGACCAAACUUCAAGCUUUUCGGGGUUUGCUGAGAGUGGUAAGUGCAUGCUUUUUGGAGGGGUUGUUUUGGGCUUUGUUUUGGAUUUGUCUUAUCAGCCACUGGGUUUGGAAGUGCAAUGACUCUUUUUUGUGCUAGUCACAGAUUAUUUAUUCUUCCUGGACAUUUUUUCUGAAGGGACCAACACAUAGCACAUUUUGACUUAAAUUUCUAAUUCCAUGUGUUCCUCCAGGCAGAAACCUUUUGUGCCUAAUGAUGCAUCUGGUUAUAAGAAUUGUACAUGGAUAAAAUCUUUCACAGACCAAUAAAAAAUAAGUCUUAUGUGAACUGCAUAAUAAUUACAGAACAAAUAUAUAAAUUUGAAACAUUCAAAUUUAAUUCCCUCAACUUACAUUAAGUUGAAGUAUUUCGGGUGCGUCGUAAGAGACUAACUCAGUGGAUAUUCAGAACAAAAGCUUUUCAGCUCCUGUAUUCAUGUUCAGUGAGUGGACAAGACUAUAAUUUUGAAUAUAUGCAGUCUUUCAGGGCUACUGAUGUAACAAGUAACUGAGUAAUGGCUUAUAUCACAACCCUACUAAAAUUCUGCUAGUAGUUCCCCUUGAAGUGCCUCUUUAAAUUGUAUCUGCUAGAAGCAUGUAAAAUAUACAGAUUCACCCUACAAAUUUCCAAACCUCAGGAGCAGCCAGUAUGCACGGAUCUGUGCAGGAUUCACAGCCCUCCUUCCUUGCUCUGCACUGUGCACUCACCUAGGACAUCCACACGCCCGGGAGACCUGCCUUUGUCUCACUGAUCAUUCACUGUCCAGCACAGUCAUCCUAAAUUCUCAGCGCUGAAAAUGGAGUUGGAAAUGUUAGACUUAAAAGCAACGGCAUUGAAGGAGCAUUGCUAACCUAAUCUUCUGGUAUGUCCUCCAGCGUAGGGGUCUCAGUAGAAUAAGCAGGGAAUUCUGCAUAAAAACAGUUGAGUAAGUGGCAUUUGGGGCCUCAGUAGGCCUUUACUGUGUAAAAUAAAAAAAAAACUUGACUUUCUUCAAAGCAGUUGCUGAGAAGAAAUUUUCGGUUACUGGAAAUCUAAAGCUGAAUAGUGAUUUCAGGGAUCUCACAUCUGCAUGACAUGACAGUCUUAGUCAUUUGGAUUUGGGAAUGCUUGACCUGAAAUUCCUUGUUCCUUUGGAGUUCUUUGGUGUGAUGGCUGAGAUUUUCAGAACAGCCUAAGGAAUUUGGAUGUCCGUUUACCAGUCUUUUACUCCAGCAGGUCAAAAACGCUCUUUAAGGACAGCAACCUCUAUCCAUUAUGAAUAAAGCAAGUACUAGUAUUGGACAAAUAUUUUCUCCUACUUAGACGGUUUCCAUUCUUUUGGCAGCCCAAGGUAGUGCAAAAAAUCCACUAAACAGUUCUGCAUUCUAAACGUUCUAACAGCAGGGAUUCAAAGGCGGGCCAGAGCACUAGUCAUACACUAAAACAGAGUUUUCUAUGGAAAUGAAGUUGCUUAUUUGGUCCUUUUUGUGUAACUUUUGCUAAAUACUUCUGAAUUUCUAGGAAAGUUGUCUUUUGCCAGUACUAAUACUUAUUUUUAAAUAUGUUUAACCAAAAUUUUAUAACUUUCCAUAAAUUUUGGCUGAAUAGACCCCUUAAAUAGUUUAUAUAUCAUGCAGCCUCUGUCUGGGUAACUAGUAUAUCAUGGAUCAUUGUGCAAACUAUAGGAUGGCUUUUUUUCCAUAAGGGUACAUGAAGGAAUCACUGAACUUAAGACGUUGAAUGCAGGAAGGAUUUAAGGGGCAGAUCUUCAGCUCGGGUAAACUGGCAGAGUCAGGUGGAAGCUACUUUAUGUCAGCUGUGGAUCUUGUCCUUCAGUGUUGAAGGCAUUUCCUAUACAUAAUUUUUCUGUCUUACUGUAAAACAAUUUCAUAUGGUUAAACUGUAUUUUCCUAUAUUGUUCUGCAAGUUUAUAUGCACAACAGUGCUCAUCUCAUCUCCUGUAAAAUAAACUGUACAGAGACACAUUGAGCAUGGAAUUGUCUUUACCCGGUUGCUUUUUCUUCUACCAAAGCCACCCAGCUUUUGAAUGCAAUAUCAUCCCAGAACACUUGGGGUUCCAUGUACUGCUUUGCUGAGACCGGCUUAACGCAGCCUGAAUUUGCAAUCACGUCACUCGGGUGUAAUCAACUUGUACUCAUCCUUUUCAGAUCUUUGCAUGAUAUUCAGAUGAGUACAGUCACUCAAAUUUCAUUUUUAUUAGGAAAUCAAUUUAAGAAGUGCCUGUAGUUAAGUGGUUUUGUUUCUUAGACAAGCAGGCAAGCUGACUGUGAUCAGUCUGAAAGCAGCUGCUGUAAAAUGGGCGUGCUUUAAAUGAUCUGUAAGUCUUCUACACCCAGUCAGUCCUUUACCUGCAAGUUCCAUGUGCAUCUUGAGGCUUAGUUUAAGAGAAAACACUGUUAUAAAAUGUUGUUGUUAAUAAAUUGUUCUACUUUGAAUAUUUGAGUUAACACGCAUGCUGGCAGGUUUCUGACAAAGUCAAAAUCAGCCUUGCCAAAACCCCGUCUAAUCCAACAACUGUCUUCAGAAGUGACCAGCAUGGGAUGCUGCUGUAGAAGCAGAGCUCAGAGCAAGCGGGGCUUGCAGUUCUGCAGAACACAAGCCCACCUUCCCAGCAGCAUGUGACCUGGGGGCCUUGGAGGUGACGGCAUUAUCCACACAGCUCAUAAACCUCAGUGGAGCUUUCUUCUAAGCAUUUGUCCGGUUUCGAACUCACGUCAAAACUGAGUUUCUGCAACCCCCUGCAGAGCAGCCUCGCGCAGCUCCGUGGCAUGUUUGCGCACCGAUGUGGUAAGUAGUUGCAGAGGUGUGCACACUCUUCUCAGAAAAGGAGAAAAAAGGUAAGACACUGAGAAAGUUCCAGGUGGAAGCAUGGUUUUCAAAGCAGAGUCUUUGCACCUUGCCCAAAGUGGCCUAAAUCUGUUAAAGAAUCUCAGACUGCUAUUUCAGGUGGUGGUGCACGGUAUAGAGCAGCUGGGUGAGUGCUUAACAAUUCUCAGCAUACUGUGGUACGUUUAACUGCAGCUUACCAGCAAAAAUAAUUUUCAGUUGUAGAGAACUUUGAUGCAACUUUGAAACUGAGAUGGGGACUUACUGUACAAGCCAUGACACUUCCUUGCUACGCUGGUGUAGCACCAGCACUCACAGUGAAAGGACCGGAGAGAGCGGCGGAAGCAGCCUCGCAGUCUGUGACAUUUAGGUGUAAAGGGCAGGAGGUUUUACUCCAUUUGGCACAGGAAUGCCUGUGCUAGACUUCUGCAACUGAAAGAAUUAAAGAAUCGGCUUGGAUUCCGCUGCACGAUUAAGCCUGAUUUCAGACCGCUUUUGGGACUAAGAAGUAGACAUGCUUUGUGCCUCAAGCUGUUAUCUACUACUUCAGAAGUUCCUGUUAAUUAUAAAUAAAGUUAUGUCAAUACA